AUGAAUAGCACUAUUCAUAGCCACCUCCUAAGUACUACACCUCCCAAGCACUACACCUCCCAAGCACUACACCUCCCAAGCACUACACCUCCCAAGCACUACACCUCCCAAGCACUACACCUCCUUAGCACUACACCUUCCAAGCACUACACCUUCCAACACUACACCUUCCAAGUGCUAUACCUUCCAAGUGCUACACCUCCCAAGCACUACACCUCCCAAGCACUACACCUCCCAAGCACUACACCUCCCAAGCACUACACCUCCUUAGCACUACACCUUCCAAGUGCUAUACCCCUCAAGUACUAUACCUCCCAAGCACUACACCUCCUAAGUGCUAUACCCCUUAAGUGCUACACCUUCCAAGCACUACACCUCCCAAGCACUACACCUCUCAAGUACUACGCCUACCCCUCCAUGGAGUACUACGCCUGA
Molecule: messenger RNA, 435 nt
Organism: Clonostachys rhizophaga
Lineage: Eukaryota; Fungi; Ascomycota; Sordariomycetes; Hypocreales; Bionectriaceae
Source: the annotation of a GenBank genome assembly